Messenger RNA from Trypanosoma theileri, 489 nucleotides. RefSeq lists its product as uncharacterized. The annotation marks the transcript as partial. NCBI's taxonomy places the organism in Eukaryota, Euglenozoa, Kinetoplastea, Trypanosomatida, Trypanosomatidae. The transcript has a single exon. The record is from RefSeq and is a predicted model, not a curated record.
GGUGCCGUGCCGAGCAUUCUACAUGGUUCUACGUCUGUGGUCCAGAUGAACAGCAGUGUUGCGGCGUGUAACUCCAGGGGUGAUGAUAAUGAUGAGAGGUCCUUAUUUAACACUUCAAUUAUUCAUGGAAAACAUGUGAACCUAUCUGAAAUUCUUUCUGCGAGUCGUGCUGCUGAAUGUAGCACUCUUCAAGGUACAGUUGAAAGUCUGCCCAAAUCAUCUGUUAUUGAUCAAGUGAGCGGAUCAACAGUUAGAGAUGAAAGGAAAGUGUCUUUUGUUGAUCAAUCUGGCGAUAUUACUCUCUCUGCUCCACCAACGCGCAAUGUCAGUGGCUGUAAUCCUCGUCGUGUGUUACCACAGCAAAGACAGGAGGAUAUUGUAACUGGCCCUUCGGAUUAUUCUAGAGAGUUGAGGCAACGGGCUCGAACAUGUUUCGAUGUUGAAGAUGUUCCUUUUGUAGAAUCACCGGAUGAAUCAGAUAGUAAGUAG